AUGCUCUUGGGGCUGCUGCUGGUCUGCACCUGCGUGAGUCUCUGUGGGCUGGCGGUCGGAAGCAGUCCCAGCUUCUACUCAGAGGUCGAAGGCAAGACGAGUAUUUUCGUCCGCCUACCGUUCUUCUUUGUCACCCAGGCACUCUUCAAUGAACUUUGCCUUGGACUGGGCCUCCAGCUGGCCCGCUGGAUCCGUGGCGAUGAAGGCAAUUUGCCUUGGCAUGCCACCAAAGAUGAAGCGAUCCAGCACGACACGAAGAUUCCCUGGCCGGCCGGCGAGAUCCCGGAGGCCCUGCAGAAAUACCGCGGAAAGCCAGGACAGCCCUUCUUCCUCAACCAUGUGACCGGCCGCCAGCGAUGCAAGGAUGCGUGCAUGCGGUUGGGGAUGGGCGUUGGCGCUCUUUUGGGCGUCUGGUUUAUGUGCAGAUGCAUGGACAGAAGAGAUCUGUCAUCAUUGGGCUUCACGCUGGAUAGCCCAUUUUUCCAAGAUGCGGUUGCCGGCCUAAUGGUCGGCGUCACCAUCGUCUCGUUUAUGUUUGCCGUCGAGCUCGUGGCAGGGUGGGUAAUCUUCCUGCGGUGGUUCGAAGUCUUCGACAAAUCUGAAAAUUUUGCCGUCUGCAUUUUCUGGGACGUCCUCUUCCAUUUGAAUGUUGCGGUGAACGAGGAGCUUCCUGUUCGCGGAUGGCUUCUGUAUAACAUUGCCGAAGCGAGUAUGGCACACUGGCAGUUGCCGGCCACGGCGGCAUUUCUGUUCGCCAUGGUGUUGGAAUCCGUGUUCUUCGUGCUGAUGCACCUGCCGUCGCCCGGAGGAACACGCCCUCUGAGCAUGAUCAACAUUUUCGUCGGGGGGAUGGCUGGCGGGCUCAAUGUGCUGCUCACCGGCGGCCGCCUGGGUUUCGCCCUCGGCUGGCACUUCGGCUGGAACAUCUCAAUGGGCAAUGUCUUCGGCAUGAGCACGAGUGGCAUUCCCAUUUCAGCCACUUUCAUCUCGGUGCUGCCUCAUCCGGAGAAGGAGACCUACCAUGGUGGCGUGUUUGGCCCAGAAGGUGGCGUGGUCUCGCCGGCGGCCUACUCGCUGGGUGUCCUUCUGCUCGUGUUGAUCUACGGAUUGCCUGAGAACAUGGCGACGGCGCUGAUAGCGCACGACUGGCCUCUGUUGGAUGCUGUCGCGGCCUCUUCCAUUGCGCGCUGCAGUGAGUUCGAAGGGCAGGACUGGCCGUUCCUUUGGCGUUGA
Symbiodinium sp. CCMP2592 is the source of this 1233-nucleotide messenger RNA. Lineage: Eukaryota; Dinophyceae; Suessiales; Symbiodiniaceae. The record is from the annotation of a GenBank genome assembly.